AUGGCGAAGAAGUCGUUCGAGGCAGCCAUCGCCGACCUGGAAAGAACGAAUGGCCCUCCUACAGCCGACCUAGAGACUGCGGCCAAAAUCCUUGGAAUCAACCUUGAGGAGAAUGUUCAACACUGUUCUGUCGACGUGAAGUUCAAGGCAUUACCAGUCUCAAAUGGAUUCAAAGAGCAGUGGCUUCUGCGCUGGCUUUUGAGGAAAUUGAAUGUUUCAGAUUCCAAAACUCGAGGAGAGAAAAUCGGGAACAUUGAGAAAAGUUUGGCUCUCUGUCCAAAUUUCUGGUCCCUACUUCUCAGCUUGACCUGCACGAUUCCCCACGAAGUCUGCCUGGAAAUUUUCAUCGAACGCAAGUUCUUUCCCGCUCUCGACAAGGCAAUUCGAGCCAUUGUCGGUACCAGGACAUUUGUAAGUGACUCCGAGCCAGAGCCGCAGGAGGGAACUGAACACCAUGGCCCCCCACCAAAAAGGAGGCGAUUGAGCCCUGAGACGAAAACGACUCCAAAGGCAGAUCUCCAACAAGACAAGUUACCUUGGAUUCUUCUUCAAGCUGCGAGUCGGUGCGUCGCGCUGCUGGAUCCCGAGCCGUCGAAGAACAAGAUAAAGACCCAUCGGAUUCCUCCGACAUGGUUUGCAUCGUGGAGCGAUCAGGCGUCUUUGCUUGGUGCUUUGUUAGAAGUGGUUGCAUCGCUCUUCGAGACUGCCACAGGAGCGCGAGAGAUCGACCUGAUGUCCGAAAUACUCAACAAUAUACUCAGCCAUUGGAAAGGAGACUCUUCAGUGACUCGAGGGCAGAGCGACGACCCAAAUCAGGCAUUUCGUUCUCAUUGUCUCUUACCUAGUUUGGUUCUCCUCGAAGCCUUCCGAAAUCAACAAACCAGGUGCAAGUCGCUCGUCCCUCCAAGAAAUGCACUCGAGCGCCUCAUAGCGCUGCACGUUGUGUUCCCCGCUCGUGAAUUACUCAACGAGCGACAUGCCAAAAAAUGGAACAACUCCAAUGAUGUAUUGCUUUACGAACGUUUGGAACCUACAUUGAAGAAUUUCAGGAAGAGAAUCCUCGACCUGGACAGUCCAACAUCCGAGACUCCAGAGAACGUCACGCGGUUUACUCGCCUCGACUUGUCUUGGAUCAUCCUUGAUAUAGCUGCGCGCUCGAUCCCGCCCUCCGAGCUUCGUAGACGCCAAAUGGACCAAGCCUGGAUUGAUUCCCUGUUCAUAUGUCUUGCGCACACUGUUUGGCCUCAAAUGCCGCGAAUCACAUCAACAGGCGUUGUGCAACCCCAGGUUUCACUGGCUUCGGUGUUGAAAUAUCAAGAAACCUGGCUUUUCCCCCUGGAAAAUCUACUGGACGUUGUUUUGGCACGAAAAUUGCACAUAUCCCUCCCAAUACUGGGAUAUGUCCUAUCGGCUUUGUUGGCCUUGGAUGAUCAAUUUCGUCCCUGGACUCUUAUAGCCAAUGUCAUCAAAGUUGAUGCCAGCAUCCUGGUCCCCAGCUCAGGGUUGUCCAGUUCCGAGGAUCUCUUGAAACAAAUGUUUGGCAAAAUGGAGUCUAGUUCUGUCUCCAAUGAUGAAUAUACUCUCAUUCGCGAUGGAAUCAUUCUUCCGUUAAUGCGCAAUUUCACUCGAUCAAGAGACUUGGGCGGAUUUAUUUCCAUUUGGCAACAAAAUCUCGGGGACGCCAUCCGGACACGUUACACGACCAAAUAUUCUCUGGUGACUAUUCCUGCAGUCCUUGUUUGGGAGGAUAACGAUGUCUUUGAUCAGUUCAAAACGCUGGUCCUCAUGCAAGCUCCACCGAGCCUGGGUCAACGGUUGUUGGACGACCUCGUCCAACCUCUGACCGAGAUUGGCGAAAAGGUCGGUUCGACAGCUGACUUGUUUGCAAAAGUGGCUGUAUUCUCUGCCUUCCUUGAAAUUUCUCAUUCACAGCACGUAAAUAUCGACCUUGAUUCCCAAAAACUGGCUCGUCUUUUUAAUGGGGCCAUGCAUGCUUUGCGCCGAAAAUCCGACUACCACGCUCAACGCUGGCGAUUAUGGAAACUUCUUUACAUUCUCAUUCAACUCCUCAAUUUCACAAAUUUGCCGUCUGAUAUAGACCAGCUACUGAGUUCCGACUACAAUUUCAUGUCUCUCAAAGACAUAAAAAAUAUGGGCCAGGCAGAUGCCAGUCGCAAAAGGGCUUCAAAAUUUCUCGAGUGUCUGGAGUGUUUCUCACUAGUACUCGAAUUGGCCACGCAUUCCCUGCAAUUCCAACUGAACUUGGAGUCGGAACUGAAUUACCUGACCGAGCUCAUUUUACCUGAUACUGCACCUCGACCCACAUCAAGCCCCGUUGAUUUUUGGGAUGGCCAAAGCUAUGAUUGCGACAACUUGACCAAGCUUCUAGCAGGCUGUAUCGGCAGAAUAGCGCAGGCGCCCACAGUAUUCUCGAUUUACCCUGAAAUGUUCAAGGGGUUUAUUGACAAAUCCCUUGCUUUCGUAACGCAGCCUGUGUCUCCCGACGCUGACGAGGAUCUUCCAGUGAGCUUGAAAGCCCUAUUGAAAGCCACGUUGAAGGUCAAUGAAGUGGUCAACAAUCCUUCCCUACGAAACUCGAUCUUCCAGUUUGUCACUGAAAAUGCGGAGUCAACGACGACUGAGAGACAGGCUGGUAAAGCUUUAUUACGAGAUCUACCAAUCGAAACAAUGAAAAGAUCUCCUCAGAUGAAAAAAAUCGCCACUGCAGCAAUGCGUCGGUUGGCCCAGAACAGUCAGGACGCACCAACGGAUGCUGUUGCGGACGACCUGGGCCUUCUCAUUGAUUUGGACUCUCUUUUGGGUGGGACAGUCGUCGAUUUCAAGGACUGGCACUUUUGGGUUCAUUUUUCAGGGAUUAUAUUCAGGCAAGAACAUCGAGCGUUUUCAACAUCACUUCUCGCGACAAUGCAAAUGCUAGUUCGUAUAUUUGAAAUGGUCUGGACACGAGCUUCGGCGGCCUCCAACUCUUCGGUUCUCUCGGCAAUACUCUCUUGGGCGACAACGGUUAUUGAGACUUCUCAAAACGGCAAACUACAACAGUCGUCUGUUUUGAGUUUGGGAGUCUUUUUUGGCCUCGCCUGCCGAUCAGUGAGUCAACUGGACAGCAUCAUCGCAAGUCAAAAGCUUCAAAAUUUGCGGAAGGACUUUAUUCGCAGUCUAAAUUCCAGUAUUGAAGAGACUCUCCGCGAUGGCAUGAAAGAUAGUGGCCUUCUAAAACUAAAACUCAAUCUCGACGCUAUCCACAGUGUGGGUGCCGCUAGGCCCGAUGAAGGACCUCAAGAAGCAGCAACACAGAUCCAGAAAGUGCUUCAAGCCCGGGACUUAACCAUGCAUAAAGACGACUUGACCAACGAAGAACGACGUAUUUCUCUCGCAAUUGAACGCGAAUGCUUCCAUUUCACCUCAUCGGCUGGUACUAGACCAUUGAAGGAGGAAGUGGAAGCUGAAAUUCAGAAACUUGCUUCCUUUUGCACACAGCAAAAGAGGUGGACAAAUGACGAGAUUUCUUUGCUCGCCACUCGCGCAGAUCUGUUCGUUCGCCAGGUUGGGCCAGCUGGAUGGUCUCUGGCACUAGAAACACUACGCGAGAAGAGCUUACAAGGCAAAUUUCAGCUCAUAAGUCACGUUACGAUCGCGUCCGCCAUUCUCCAUAUCGAAGGAGAACACAUGGUGCUAUAUCCAGAACUUGCCAAUGGAUUGGCAAGGCUGGCAUGCAUGGAUGGUUUCGUUAGACAAAGGACGAUGACUGGAUUGUGUCUGGCGUUGGAAAACAGCAAGACAGUCCUAGAUUUGCACCCAGCCGUUGUCAAUCAAUCAACUCUAGACAGACUGCUCGCUUUCAUUUGCGCGAUCGCAUCGGCGCCCAGUGACGACCAAAAGCCAUUGGGCGAUCUCGAAAUGGAGUCAGGACCACGAGCCCUGCAUAUCUAUGAACGAUUAUGUGCUGUCAUGGGUUCGAUCUUGGGGAGGUACAGAAGGCGCCUCUCUGACCGCUAUCACCUGCUAGUUCCAGCGAUGCAGAGACUGCUUCGAUGUCUUUUCUGGCCCGGAACCGAGAAGGUUCGCGAUGAAAAAUGGACAAUGUCAGUGGGCGCCAUCGACACGUUUGGCAAAACUUUGCCCACGUGGUUACGAGAAUCGGGUGAAGGUCUGGCCCCAUCAUCGGCAGAAAAGUUCUCUCGCCUUGUCUUGUCAAUAUGCAACCCAACAGUGUCGGCGGCACGGUCAUCGAAGAAACGAGGACACAACCAGCUCAACGACGAUACAAAGAAGGCAAGGCAAUGGGCGGGCCAGUUCAUGCAAUACCUAGUGAUUGAGUACGCUCGAUGCAGUCUUGAUGGUCAAAUUACCCCCACAAUGAAAGAACGGUUAAUGCCGGGGAUGUACGGUGUGAUGGAUGCAAUGGACCAGGAGCUCUUCAGAGCCUUGAAUGCGGGAAUGGAUCCGAGUAGCCGUGCCAUCUUUAAGAACUUGUAUGAUGACUGGACAAGAUAUGGCAAAUGGAACCAGAGCUAG
Messenger RNA from Rhinocladiella mackenziei CBS 650.93, 4536 nucleotides. RefSeq lists its product as uncharacterized. The transcript has 2 exons. Lineage: Eukaryota; Fungi; Ascomycota; Eurotiomycetes; Chaetothyriales; Herpotrichiellaceae. The record is from RefSeq and is a predicted model, not a curated record. Gene Ontology annotation, biological process: ribosome biogenesis. The coding region runs from base 1 to 4536 and encodes 1511 amino acids. Gene Ontology annotation, cellular component: nucleolus.